AUGGGCUCCGCAGUCGAACAAUCGGAAAACUUGCAUCAACUUGCCUCAAGCAGCUCACCGGAAGACAAAGAAGAUGUGGCGACUCACAAACGUGCCCGUGCGGACACUUCUCCCCGAUCAAACCAUGGGCGUCCCGGUCCAUUGGAGGCCCCUCACACUCGACACCGGCUUACCUCAGUCGAAACAGUCGAGUUCAGGUGGGAAGAAGACUUGCAUGUCGACCUGGUUGGAUUGGUGCGUCAAUGGAGCGACAAACAUGCUCACGUAAUGGCGGAAGCGGGCGGACCCGGAACCCAAGACCUCAUGCACCAAUACAUCAAAGCAUACCUGGAGACGGCCGCCGCAUUCCCUCGGCUUCGAUCCAUUCAUAUUCAUGAACUCAGGUCUGAGUACCAAAAAUUGAUAGGUCGAUGGAUGAAAGUGGCAGAGCGACUCACUUUGGAGACCUUGGACUUGGGCGACGCGGUUGAACAGCGCAUUCAAAGAAGAGGGAUGUCAUCUACGUUGUUCUUGAAGAUGAAACAGGAUAUUGAACAUCCGCGAUUGGUCAACGUGGCCCCUUUACUUGGCCAACCUCCACAAAAGCCCCCGAUAGAUGUGGCGGAAUGUGCAUAUUUAUUAAUCCAUGUGGCUCGGAUGGAUUUGCAAGCACGCGUGGCCUCUUCGGUCCUUCGUCGAGAACGGGAGCGGGCCGAUUUGAACAUCAGUCAUGCGCAAGUACGAAUAAGAUUGAAUGAGCUUCUUCAAGACAUUUCUCAAGAGGAUAAAAAAUUGAGAGAUGCACAUGAGGAAGAGUUUCGGCGUGAGAAUCAGCAAGAAGAAGAAUAUGUUGAUUCUUAUUUCACAUUGUUCUAUAAUAGCACCCCGCACUAA
Molecule: messenger RNA, 873 nt
Organism: Puccinia graminis f. sp. tritici CRL 75-36-700-3
Lineage: Eukaryota; Fungi; Basidiomycota; Pucciniomycetes; Pucciniales; Pucciniaceae
Exons: 3
Coding region: 1-873 (290 amino acids)
Source: RefSeq, a predicted model, not a curated record